AUCUGUUUCACGUGUGCUUUGUUAAGACCUUUUGUGAACAACCCCGCCAGUACUCUGAGAAGCGGCACUCUGAAGCAUGUCUGAGCCAUCGCCGAAACGGCUGAAAGCUGAUGAUAGUAAUGUAGCACAGUUGAAGCAACAAGAUGGUGAUCUGGCGACAGGGGGCCUUGGUGAGGGCGCUCCGGAAACUAUGGAGGAACGCUGGGCAGUUGAUCUCGAGGAGUGCCAAAGGGCUCUGGACAAGGUCAACGAUGAGGCCAGCGACCGCGUACUGGCGGUGGAGCAGGAGUACAACAAGAAGCGGCGGCCCAUUUAUACCCAACGCGCAAGCAUAAUUAAAAACGUGCCAUUGUUCUGGCAGCGGACACUCUCAUCACAUCCCACUCUGGCAGACCAGCUCACAGAUGACGACACGGCGGUGCUGGAGCACCUUACGGAGCUCGAGGUCGUUGACUUUGACGACAUCAAGUCUGGGUUUAAGAUUGUGCUCAACUUCUCGUCGCGCAACCCAUUCUUCAGCAACACCACCCUCACCAAGUCCUUCCACUACGGAGAUGACAACGGUGUGGAGGUCCGCGCGGACGUCAUCGAAUGGAACCAGGGCUUCGAGCCCUCCAGCACGGGCCUACCCGGGGACCCGGGGCGGAGCUACAUGUUCUUCCUGUGGCUGGGCGAGACGCAGCCCAUCGGGGAGGGCACUCCGGACGAGAUCUCUGAGAUCCUGAAGGAGGAGAUCUGGCCCAACCCGCUGAAGUACUUUAUGAGCGAGCUGCCGCUGCUGGAGGCGGGCUUGGAGGGUGAGGAGCUCGAUGAGGGAGCUGAACUGGAGGAGGGCGCGUUUGAGGAGGAGGCUGAGUUGGGGGGCGAGGGGGAGGAGUUUGGAGGGGCGGAGGGCGACGAGGGGGCGGAGGGGGAGUUGUAGGGACGUACUGGUAGGGAGCGGGGUAAGUGGAGGGGCGAGCAUGGCUAUUCUUAGAUGAUUCGGGAUUUAGAGGGCUUGGAUGUAUGUUGUAGGGCCGCUUUUUGGCUGGAAGAAGGAGGAGGAGGAGGAGAUCGCGGGGAGGGGUGUCCAUGACAGCAUGAGAAACGCCGCGGGUGGGAACAAGACAUAUCGGGGUUGGGGCAACACCGCUAGGUGUGCGGGUUUGGACGUAGCACGUAGGUAAGGGAAGCGCUGGAGGGUACAAGGUAUUGAGUUCUGGGAAGGCAGGGGUUUGCGGGGUAGGCGGAGAGUACUGCAGGGGUGGUGUGUGGGAUGCAGCAGCGAACCCUGAUGUUGGGUCAGCAGCGGUGGGUCGGGCGGGGAGGCAACGGAGGGGGCAGUGGGCAGGUGGGUGCAGCCUGGGAGGGUUGGGCGGUUACGGCAAUUGGAGAGGCUUUCGGUUAGGGGGUCCACGGAACUGUGGGGUGCGGAAAUUUAGACAACCCUUUGGCAGGGGCUUAAUAAGGGCUCCUUGUCUCCCCCCCACUCCCACCUAAUGAGCACUGGGGUGUACCCUAAUGAGCAGUGGGGUGUACAGAGGUACGGAGGGGGGGGGGUUUGGCACAGGGCUGGCAAAGGAGCCUGUCAUCCACCCGUCAGCAUUUGUUAACUGUUGACAUGCGCGUCCGAUGUGGCAGCUGUACAGCUGUACAAUCUGUCUAUGUUGGGGGGUGGCGGCGAGCACGGCUCGGGUGCUGAGUUCCGCUGGGGAGCGGAAGACAGGCGGGUUGGUCGGGCGGUGGGGCUA
Astrephomene gubernaculifera is the source of this 1730-nucleotide messenger RNA. The record is from the annotation of a GenBank genome assembly. Lineage: Eukaryota; Viridiplantae; Chlorophyta; Chlorophyceae; Chlamydomonadales; Astrephomenaceae.